CAAACCGAGACACUUUUUACUCGUUCGUGGUUUUUUCAAUUCGCUCCCUUUUCUGCAACCGCGUAUUCAUCACCGUCAGCCAUGGGUUACGAAGAUCAUCCGUAUCGCGACGAAGACGGAGAACCGUUGAUGGACUUCGACGAAGUUCAAUCGGAUCGCGAGGCGUCUCCGGAACCUCAGCAGCUCGACGAUUUCGAGGAUGACGUGGACGAUUGGCGCGGUCGGGAUCGGUCGCAGACUCCGGUGUACGACACCGAUCCAUCAAGGUCGAAGCCGAGGAAGAGGCUCAUCAAGAAGAGUGAUGCCGGAAAGCAGUCAGUGGCGCCGGAGCUCUACGAUGAGGAGGUGGAGGAAGAGGAUAAUGUUCCGGCGAGGUCUGAGGAUGGGGGUGUGAGGAAGAGGAAGAAGGGGAAGGAUGGUGGCGGUGGCAGUGGCAGUGGGAAGAAGGAGAAGAGGCUUAAGGGGGAGAAGAGGUUUGGAAGUAGUAGCGGUGGAAAGGGCGCGGGGUCUAAAUUUGGGGUUUCGAAGAAAGGGUUUGGUGGGAAGGCUGGGAAGGAUCACGAUGGCGAAGUUAAGGAGAUGUGGGAUACAAUUGCUGGGGGGGAUUCUGAGGAUGAUCACGACGGUGACAGGAAUGUUGAUGAUGACAACUUCAUAGAUGACACUGGAGUGGAACCUGCUUAUUAUGGAAGUGACAAUGAGCCUCGUUCUCCUGGUGAUGCUCCCCAGGCAGAGGAAGGUGAAGAGGAUGAAGAAAUCAAGGAUCUUUUCAAGAUAGGUAAGAAAAGGAAGAAGAAUGAGAGAAGUCCUGCAGAAAUAGCUUUGUUAGUUGAAAAUGUCAUGGCUGAGCUUGAGGUUACGGCUGAAGAGGAUGCUGAACUUAAUAGACAGGCGAAGCCUGCUAUUAAUAAACUCAAGAAGUUGCCUCUUCUUACAGAAGUCCUCUCAAAGAAACAGCUUCAACUAGAAUUUUUAGAUCAUGGAGUGUUAACUUUAUUGAAGAAUUGGCUUGAGCCACUGCCUGAUGGAAGCUUGCCAAAUAUAAACAUACGCACGGCAAUUUUGAAGAUUUUGAAUGAUUUUCCUAUAGACCUAGAACAGUAUGAUAGAAGAGAACAACUGAAGAAGAGUGGUCUUGGAAAGGUAAUUAUGUUUUUAUCGAAGUCCGAUGAAGAAAUCAGUGUAAAUAGGAAACUAGCCAAGGAUCUGGUUGAUAAAUGGAGCCGGCCUAUAUUUAAUAAGAGUACACGGUUUGAAGACAUGAGAAAUAUUGAGGAUGAUAGGGUUCCUUUCAGAAGGCCAUUGGUUAAAAAACCGGCAAAUAAAGCUGCAGGAAUGGAAUCUAGAGACAGUGAUCUUGAUUUGGAACUUUCGCAGCCUAGGUCUGGCCAGUCCUCUUCCAGGCAACAUGCAUCAAGGCCAGAGGCAACACCUUUAGAUUUUGUGAUCCGUCCUCAAUCUAAAAUUGAUCCAGAAGAAGUUAGAGCACGAGCAAAACAAGCUGCUCAAGAUCAGCAGCGUAUGAAGAUGAAUAAGAAGUUACAGCAGCUGAGGGCACCAAAAAAGAGGCAGCUUCAGGCUACAAAACUGAGCGUGGAAGGUCGUGGCAUGAUCAAAUAUUUGUAAAUAUGACGACGUUGAUACUGGAUGGAUUUGUUUGUCCUGCAAGUUAGAGAUUAUGUACUGUCUUAAUGUGGAAUCUUGUAAAGCAGGAUCCUGUGAGCAUUGAAUUUGAUGGGGGGAUGUCAUGAAAAUACACCCCUUUACUGCAUUUGUUGUGGAUUCAUGAAUUGUAAAAGUAAAUCCAAAAAACCACAUUGGAUGGUUUUGCACUCGACUAUUAUUUCGUUUAUGUUGAAUAAUCAAGC
Gastrolobium bilobum is the source of this 1868-nucleotide messenger RNA. Its product is annotated as protein IWS1 homolog 1-like. The transcript has 11 exons. NCBI's taxonomy places the organism in Eukaryota, Viridiplantae, Streptophyta, Magnoliopsida, Fabales, Fabaceae. Bases 82 to 1626 code for a protein of 514 amino acids. The record is from RefSeq and is a predicted model, not a curated record. Gene Ontology annotation, biological process: brassinosteroid mediated signaling pathway; regulation of DNA-templated transcription elongation.